UCUAUAUUUAACCGCAACACGCCGCGUCACCGUGCUAGUAUCACACUCGCGAUAUAUAAAAUAAAACAAAUAUUCCCAUUCCAGAUGGAUGUACUUCGAACAAAAGGAGGACAACAGACAAGCCGAAGAAAUGGAAAACGUGAAUAAAGAAAUUUGAAUAGCGUUAAGUGACUCGCAUUUAUUCAUCAGUGAAAGUAUCAGUGAACAUUAAUAAUAAGUGUUUUGAUCAUGUGUGAAAAUCGUAAUAAAAUUUAUUGACAAAUAUUUGUUUUGCAUUCAUUAAUGUAAUCACGCUAAGUGUCAUCACAAUAAUAUUAUGGCCAAGAUGAUCGAAUGUCAUCGGAUCGAUAGAUUUGUUUGAAUUGAAUAUCGCUUGCGGCGAGUUUAUUUUCGAUUCCUACGAGUAUGUUUGUGAACGCAUUAAAGACUGAUACGGCAACAUAAGAGUGUUUGCUUACAUAUCGCGAACAAUAGAACGCUAGCUCCGUUCCGACGACGACGGAUCGACACUCAUUCAAUAUCAAAUCGUCUAUUUAUCUUGGUGCUGUGUAUAUGUUCUCUAGCUUAUAUCAACAAUGUGACCAUGUAUCUGCAAAGUUUCCGCGGACGGCUUAAAGUGUAACGGUACAAAAGCAUUCGUUUCGUUCAAUAUAUUUCGAAGUUUUCUGUAAAAGUCUACAAAAGAAAUAAAAUAAAGCCCGUAUCAAAAUGGACAAGUUAGAUAGAUCGGAAACGAACGUGUCACAAAACACGAACGAAGAACUACCUUUGAAAACGGAAGCCAAAGAAGUUCAAAACAUGACUCUUUUGGAGAAGCUGACAUAUUUGAAAUCGAAUAUAACAGUGGAACCAGUUUUGGCAUUGUUUGUUAUGCCUAGUGUAUUGGCAAUGUUGGCAACGCAAAAUUUGAAUUUGGAUAAAGCUUGUCGAGUCAAUUUAGGAUUUGGUGACGCUGUUUGCACAGACUUGCGGCUGAGAAGGAGAGCUAAUCAUAGUUUCGAAGAAGAGGAAGUCCAGAAACUGAUAGCGUCAGUUCAGGCUUGGAAGAGCGUUGUGCACACUGCUGUACCUACUUUAUUGAUGUUGUUCAUUGGUGCGUGGAGCGACAAAACUGGAAAGAGAAAGAUAUGCAUGUUGAUGCCAAUCUUCGGAGAAUUCAUGACAUGCAUCUUGAACAUGAUCAACACGUACUUUUUCUAUCAAGUACCAGUAGAAUUGACUGUUCUAAUGGAAGUUAUAUUUCCAGCAUUUACGGGGGGCUGGUACACAAUGUUUCUUGGUACUUUUAGUUAUUUAGGCGAUAUCACUUCAAAAGAAACAAGAACUUUUCGAAUGGGUAUACUGAAUUUAUGCAUGACUAUUGGUUUUCCGAUAGGAAUGGGUUUGAGUGGAGUUUUACUACGAUAUUUGGGCUACUACGGAGUAUUCAGCAUAUCAGCUACACUUCAAUUUUUAAAUUUUUGCUACGUUUUCUUUGCAAUAAAAGAUCACACUUGGCUAGAAAAUAAGGAAAAGGUGAAAAAAACUGGUUGUACUGGCUUCUUGCUUGAAUUCUUCGAUGUGCACAGCCUUAAAGAGACCUUUGAGAUCGCUUUCAAGAAAGGUGCAAACAACAGAAGAUUAAGAAUAUGCCUUGUAUUAACAGUGGUUUGCCUGACUUUUGGACCAAUGUGGGGUGAACUCAGCAUCAUGUACCUAUUCGCCCGGUACCGCUUCAACUGGGACGAAGUCAAAUACAGCAUGUUCUCAACAUACAGUCUCAUUACUCAUUCAAUAGGAACACUAUUCUCGAUAAGUGUAUUCAGCAAAAAAUUGAAAGCGGAUGACUCAGUGCUGGGCAUGAUAUCGACAACUAGUAAAGUCUGCGGGGCUCUCGUGUUAGCCUUCGCAAGGAACGACUAUGAAGUCUACAUAUCACCGCUCGUGGAAAUACUAAACGGAACAACGGCGAUCGCAUUACGUUCAAUCGCAUCUAAAUUGGUGUCAUAUCAAGAGCUGGGGAAAGUGUUCUCAUUAUUCGGGUUGGCAGAAACUACUAUGCCUCUCAUUUUCGCUCCACUGUACUCCCGGGUGUACGUGCUGACACUACAGGUGUUGCCAGGAGCUGUGUUCCUCAUAAGUGUGCUGGCAACACUGCCCUCCAUCGCCAUAUUCGGAUGGUUCUACUGUGAACACAAGAGAGAUAAGAAAGAGAGAAGACUGAACGUCAUCACGCCACCGUUGCCGAACGAGGUGCCGAUAGUUGUGCCAUAAUACUAAAAGGGAAAAUAAUACUUCAUCGUCGGUACUUUGAUCAGAG
Diatraea saccharalis (sugarcane borer) is the source of this 2299-nucleotide messenger RNA. The record is from the annotation of a GenBank genome assembly. NCBI's taxonomy places the organism in Eukaryota, Metazoa, Arthropoda, Insecta, Lepidoptera, Crambidae.